UUCUAUUGAGUUCUUGGAGGAGUAAAAAAUCGAAAAUAUUUGCAUAGAAAACAAAUAUGUUUAGCAGAAAUUUGAAAUUCGCUUCUUUGUUGGUUGUUGCCGUUCUGGCUUUUAAUGUCGUUGGUCUCGAAUUGAAGGGCCAUCAUGGAACAACACAUAUUCCCACUAGUACGUUAAUGCCUCCUACCUAUCGGCCGGUGCUCAAAGAGGAGGUGGUGCUUGCGUUCCGUAAUUUAGUUCGUGUCCUUAAAGAAGCCUUACCAGAGCCCAUUGUAGCCGCGAUUAAGCAUAUCUGGCAAGAUUUGCGCACCAUUAAGGAGGCUUUGCCUUUACCAGUAUGCACCUGCUUGAAAUUCAUUGAUGAAAAUCUUAAACUUUUAUUGCCUAAGUUGUUGACCUUCGUUGAGGUCUCUAUUAAAAGAGAACAACCUAUUCAAGAGUUCAUGCAAACACUGCUUGAACAACUUGUUGUACUUCUACGUCAAAUGAUUCCAUUUGUAGAACAGAUUAAUACUCGAAUUCUAUCCAAUAAUUAAUCGUAGACUUCUUUUAAUAUAUUAAAUAAAUGAUAUUUUUUUUUGUAAAUUUGGCUUUA
Molecule: messenger RNA, 595 nt
Organism: Glossina fuscipes
Lineage: Eukaryota; Metazoa; Arthropoda; Insecta; Diptera; Glossinidae
Exons: 2
Coding region: 57-536 (159 amino acids)
Source: RefSeq, a predicted model, not a curated record